Molecule: messenger RNA, 2301 nt
Organism: Danaus chrysippus (African queen)
Lineage: Eukaryota; Metazoa; Arthropoda; Insecta; Lepidoptera; Nymphalidae
Source: the annotation of a GenBank genome assembly
AUGGAGUGCGUGCGGCGUGUGUGGUGCGCGACGCAGGUGUCCGUGGUGCUGGUAAUACUGUUGGGUCUGGUGGGGCGAGCGGGGGCCGGGCCGCGGUACAGCUCGCGCAUCGUGCACACUCACACUGGUAAACAACUCCAUUUGUUAAAAUUAAUAUUAUUUCUCACAGGAGCAAUCAGAGGUAUCAUCGUGGAGCCAGCAUCACGUCGCUUGGAGCCAGUGGAAGUGUUCCGGGGGGUUCCCUAUGGGGCAAGACCCCCUCGUCUGGGGCCGCCUCCACCCCCCGACCCUUGGCCUGGUACACGACUGGCGGACACCUUCCCACCGGUCUGCCCUCAACGAUAUCCCGACAUAUCAAACAAGAGUGCAGCACUCUCGAAGAUGCCACUAGGAAUUUACAACGAGCUGAAAGCUACUAUACCACUAUUAGUCAACCAGAGCGAAGACUGUCUCUAUCUCAAUAUAUUCGUGCCCGGUAGCGGUGCGAGGGGCGUGGAAGCGCCGUACGCGGUAGUAGUGGUAGUUGGAGGAAGUCACGAGUGGGGCUCAGGGAACUCUUUGGACGGGGCUGUACUCGCCGCCCGCGCUCAUCUACUAGUCAUCACCAUCAACUAUAGGAUAGGUCUAUUAGGUUAUUUAACACCGGGCACGUCAGACGAGGUGUCUUCAGCGGGCGGGGCGGCUGUAUUAGACAUGAUCGCAGCCCUCUCGUGGGUUAAUCGAAACAUAGCAGCGUUCGGCGGCGACCCUAAAAGACUUACUCUCCUCGGCCAUGGAGCCGGCGCUGCUCUCGUCAAUGUGAUACUUAUGCUGCCAUCUAGUAAAGGUUUGAUUACUCGAGCGUUACUUCUGAGCGGCUCAGCGCUGAGUCCGUCCGCACUAGCGCCGGACGCUGCGCUCGCUAGAGAACACACGGCUCAGGCUUUACGGUGUUCAAAAGAUACUAACACUGACGAGCACUGGUUGGCAACAUGUAUUCGUUCCCGUCCUCUAGCGGUUCUGUUAGCGGUUGAAGCGCCUCACGCACGUUUCCUCGCAGGCUGGGCGCCCUGUCCUCCUUCACAACCAACACGAGCUCUUCACGCUAGUGAAACCUUCCUACAGUGUUCAUUAGCUGUCGUCGUCACUACGACCGAGAGUUACCAGUUCUUUAGCGAGGAUGAUAUCAGACACGGUUUUGAGGAAGAACAUAGGAGUCGUAUACUCAGAACCUACGUCCGGAACGUAUACCGCUAUCAUCGGAACGAAAUAUUCGCUGCCAUCCGUAACGAGUACACGGACUGGGAGAAGCCGAUCCAACAUCCCAUCAACAUCCGCGACGCUACUCUAGAGGCGCUCAGUGAUGCUGCUGUUGCUGCACCAGCGCUACGGCUCGCACAGUUACACGCUAAGAGAGGAGCAAGGACCUAUCUCGCUCACUUUACGCAUCAAACUAAAGACGCAGAUUAUCCCCAGCGUUUAGGCAGCGUUACAAGUGAAAGUCUGCCAUACUUCUUAGGGCUUCCCUUAGUAGGGGGAAUGCCUUUUCACCCUCGAAACUACUCUCGAGGGGACGUGGCAGUAGCUGAGACGACUGUGAUGCUGCUCGCUGCUUUUGCGAAAACCGGUGACCCAAGUCCGAAGAAUACGGACAAACAUGACAGUGUGAACUGGCCUGAAUACGAUCUAAAUACACAGCAGUAUUUAAGCAUAGGUACAAAAGUCCGCACUAAGAGUCAUUACCGCGGCCACAAGAUGGCUCUCUGGUUGCACCUCGUCCCUCAGCUCCACCGGCCGGGCGCCGCUCCCCGACACCAUCAGUUCAGGUCGCUGCACCCCGAUAUGUUCGCUGGUGAAAUAUUCCCUGAGUUACAUACGACACCAUCCUUGGAAGAAGAAAGUACGGAAGAAGAACCUGAAGUAGAGGAGUGUGAGCCUUCACCGUCCGCGAGGCCAGCACUCUCCGCUAUGACUACACCACAGCCCACGCCCAAGGAAGACUCGUUGACUAAUUUGGACAGCCAAUACUAUAGUUACACGGUGGCGUUAGGCGUCACAGUUGGAGCGGGUUGUUUCCUCUUGGCGUUGAACCUGCUCGUGUUCGCGGGGAUCUAUCUGCAGCGAGAGAAACGAAGAGCUAAUAGAAGACCGAGAAGGGAAGGGAGCUGCAGUAGCCGAAGUGGUUCAGCUUCAAUCACCGAGCCAAGUAUCACGUCACCAAGGAAGAGUACAUUAAAGCGUAGCAGCGAGGCAGAACUAAGCGAGAGACCGGCAAACGCGCCGCCAAAAAAACGCGUUCAAAUACAAGAGAUCUCUGUGUAG